Mus caroli (Ryukyu mouse) is the source of this 436-nucleotide messenger RNA. NCBI's taxonomy places the organism in Eukaryota, Metazoa, Chordata, Mammalia, Rodentia, Muridae. The record is from RefSeq and is a predicted model, not a curated record.
ACACAGGCUCCGCCCCACGCUGCCCACUCCCGAUACUUCUGCAGCUCGCCUGCGCCCCGGAAGCUGCCCCUGCUCGGGGGUCACGAUGGGCAGCAAGAUGGCUUCCGCCACCAGGGUCGUGCAGGUAGUGAAGCCACACGCUCCAUUAAUAAAGUUCCCUAACAGAAGAGACAAACCUAAACUCAGUGCCUCAGAAGCUUUGGGAUCUGCUGUGCUCCCCUCCCACUCCUCUGUCAUUUCACAGCAUUCUAAAGGAAGUACGUCCCCCGGUUUACUGAUGCACCAGGGGCCACCAGACACUGCAGAAAUUAUAAAAUCAUUACCUCAGAAAUACAGAAGGAAACCUAUGUCUCAAGAGGAAAUGGAAUUUAUCCAGGUACGCUGUUGUUCUCAGUCACAGGAUUGUGCAGAGUGCUGGUGACUUUUGGGUUUGCAA